Messenger RNA from Closterium sp. Naga37s-1, 1143 nucleotides. Lineage: Eukaryota; Viridiplantae; Streptophyta; Zygnematophyceae; Desmidiales; Closteriaceae. The record is from the annotation of a GenBank genome assembly.
AUGUUGCCUUUCAAUGAAGUAUUACCUCCUCUUCCUCCCCUCCUUUUCUCAAUCUCAGGAGGACCGCAAGCUGCUGCUGCACGUGGCAGCACAUGUUGCCUUUCAAUGAAGUAUUACCUCCUCUUCCUCCCCUCCUUUUCUCAAUCUCAGGAGGACCGCAAGCUGCUGCUGCACGUGGCAGCGCACGGCACGCGGCAGUGGAGGGCCGUUGUCAACGCAGGGCUGUUGCCAGGCCGGGACAGCAAGGCCUGCUGCAACCGAUUCAUCGUCUUGAGAAGGAAGUACUUCGACUUCCAGGAGAGAUUUCAGGAAAUGGAAAUGGAAAUGGAAACUCCUGAGAUUCCUCUCCCACUGCAAAAGGCUGCCACCACACAAGGGUCCGAGAUUGACAACAGAAGCGCAGAGGACGUUUUAGCCGAUUUGUCUCAGAAGAAUAAUACCAUUGUCACCACGGCGCAUGCUGCAGCACCUGGGUUUGAUUAUGACAGCGUUUCUUUCGAAUUUGCUGCACCUGCUCCUGUUAUUGAGGUGUCUGCUAGUGAGUAUGCUGCCAUGGAGUACGGUUCGCCUGGGUCAAGCAGCGGGUCUGUUGCUGCUGCUGCUCCUGCUACUGUUGAAAACACAGAUGCGAGUGCUGCUGCAGUUGGUAACCCUGCUGCUGCUGCUGCUGCUGCUGCGGCAACGGAAGCAGCAACUUUGAACCUUCUCCUAGCCCGACCACACGAAUCUGCACAUGAGGCGACUGGUGUACAAACAGGGGCACUGCCGAUGGAGCUUUCUGCAUGGAGUGCUGCUGCUGCUGCGGCAGCUUGUGCGGCAAGGGACGCAGGCAUGAUCGACCUUCUCCUAGCCUCACCACACGAGCCUGCGCAUGAGGCGACUGGUGUUGAUUCAGGGGCACUGCCGCUGGAGCUUUUUGCUUGGAGUGCUGCUGCUGCUGCUGCUGUUCCUGCCCCUGCUCCUGCUGCUCCUGCUUCUGCUGCUCCUGUUCCAGCUGCUGCCGCUUCUACUCCUGCUGUUGCAGCCCGCCUGGAAAGGGGAUCUGCUGUUCAGUCGGAAGCAAGAAUGCUGAAUGUCACUCCUCGUCCCACACUCCAAGGAGAUGCGAGAGGGAGGCAGCAGAUUCAUGCUCGGAGUCGAUAG